Arachis ipaensis is the source of this 1490-nucleotide messenger RNA. The record is from RefSeq and is a predicted model, not a curated record. Lineage: Eukaryota; Viridiplantae; Streptophyta; Magnoliopsida; Fabales; Fabaceae.
AUGGGGCGAGUCCAUGCCAAGGGUAAUCUACCAUUUUCCGCCUUGGUAUCCAAUUUGGUUGCUGCUGCUGGUGUUCCUUGCGAUGCUAAGGACAUGAAGGCUACAAUUCUGGCAAAGGGCGAUAUCGUCCCGAGCGGGAAAUAUCUUCAGCCUCCCAUGGAUGCCACGAGCCUUGACAUCGCCCCUCCUCCCACCAUUCCUACUACUUCGUCGACACCACCAAAGUCAACCCAUCAAUUGCUUGUAGAGCUCCAUGAGAAGAUAAAUCGAUAUGAACGGCGAAACAAACGCCGAUUUGCUUACAUGAAGAAGCUUUGGAGUUGCGUCAACCCGCCUAUGGAAGAGCCGAACAUUUCCACAUCCGAUUCAGACAACAGUGAAGCAAGCACUCAAAGCACGGAUGAGGGAAGUGGCGACCCGAACCCCCUUUGCAAAGAAAGAAACAAAAGCAAAAAAGAGAGAGAGGCUGAGUUGCGGCUGAGGAGAGGAGGGAAGCUCACUGCGUCGCACUGCCACAACAGGCCAUGCCGCCAGGGUCACCGUCGCCAAGCCUCCUCGCCGUCGCAUCGCCGCCGAAGCUCCCUGUGUUGCCACUAUUCGCGCAGAGGAGGGUUUAAGGGAGCUGGUGCUGCCACCGUGCCCAGCCGUCGAGCCACGCGUUGUUGCCAUCCUUGCGUUGCCAUUGUCGUCGCGGAGGAAGGAACCCAGAACAGAGAGGUGCACGAAGGAGAGAAGCUUGCGGCUAGCCUUGUCGCCGCCACUGCUUCCGCGUCUUCCAACGGCGCUGCUGUCGCUGCCGUGAAUUACGGCCAGAGGAGGAGCGAGAGACCAGGAGAGGGAGGCGUGUCGUGCUCUGCUGCAGUCGAGCCAGCCUUGUUGCCUCCGCUGCUGGGGGUUGCUCCCGUCACUGUCACCGGUGAGAAGGAGAGGGCAGUGCGGGAGAAACAGAGCGCGAGGGAGAAGCCGGCUCCGCCACUGCCUUUCUGGAUGCCACAUGUUCCUCUGCCACUGCUAAAGGUGAGCUACCGGAACCCUCUGUUGCCCAGGAAACCACCACUAGGACCACUGCUAUGUUGGGGGUAAGCUCUCCCCUGUUUCUGCUUCCUAGUUCUGCUAAUUCAAUCUUACUUUGAGGCUGUCAUUGAAACUGUUUGUGCUUAAUUAAUGGUUAUAGUAGGUGACAUCGCCGCUGCCAUUUUUGGAGAUAGUUGCUGGCUUUGUGUGGAGAUUUCUGUUGCAACUAGUAUUUAUUUCGGGACUGUUUUAUCUGCCGUUGGAAUCUCUAUUAGCUUGUCCUGUGCUGUUGAGUCACCACCGAUGCUGAGAAUAGGUGGUGGGAACUGCUAACGGAGCAGGCUGAGUCGCGGUGAUUCCGGCUACCAAGGGUGGUUCUGUGGUUAUCGGAACCACUGCUGAAGCUUCUGUCCUUUGGUUCAAUUAGUAUUCUUUAGUUACCGAUAUGGGCGCAGAAGUCACGAGAAGUUUAUUUA